This is a messenger RNA of Monopterus albus (swamp eel), 2711 nucleotides long. It is a transcript of the gene oprl1, whose product is annotated as opiate receptor-like 1. Gene Ontology annotation, biological process: neuropeptide signaling pathway; sensory perception of pain. Gene Ontology annotation, molecular function: neuropeptide binding; nociceptin receptor activity. Gene Ontology annotation, cellular component: plasma membrane; neuron projection. The record is from RefSeq and is a predicted model, not a curated record. The coding region runs from base 508 to 1626 and encodes 372 amino acids. The transcript is spliced from 6 exons. Lineage: Eukaryota; Metazoa; Chordata; Actinopteri; Synbranchiformes; Synbranchidae.
AGAGAGCAGCUCUCCUGCCACAGCCAAAUAGGCAUAAAAGAUGGGAGAGAUGGAGAGGGAGUAUUGAGCAAGCCCUCAUCGAUCUGCGAGAGAGAGAAGAAAAGAAUGGAAAGCACAACGCCAAGCGGCAUCUUUAUCCUAGCAGACCCCUCCUUUCUCUCUCUCUUUCCAUCUGCCUGCCUACCGGCUGAUGCUGACCGGAGGUGAAGCGGUUCUUCUCUCCCUUCGUAAUCCCGAACAAAACCUGGACGUGAGCACCAGACGGAGGCUUUUGGAUUCUGUCACCGAGCACUACUUGGUGAUGACAAGAGGAAGAAACUAAAGAAUUUAAAGAAAACAAUCCCAAACCGAGAGAUAAAGCGGGUAUGAUCCAAUAGAUUGCACAGUAACGCAGUGAGAAACACAACUUCCAGCGGUUGUGUGCGCGGGGCGGUCUGCGGGGAGCUCUGGAACUGCUGGCACCAGAAAGUGGCUGUAAAAGUCCAUCCCUUACACCGCUGUUCAGACAUGGAGUUCCCAGAUGACUUCCUGCUUGCUGAGCUGAGCCACCUGCAGAUCUACAAUGAAUCGCUGUUCCAGAACAACUUCAGCGGUUUAUACAAUGAGACCGAUGCCUUGCUACCAACAGGGGUGAAGGUCACCAUUGUGGUUGUCUACAUGAUCGUCUGCGUCAUAGGCCUGGUGGGAAACUUUCUGGUCAUGUAUGUCAUCAUAAGAUACACCAAGAUGAAAACAGCCACUAACAUCUACAUCUUUAACCUUGCUCUGGCUGACUCUUUGUACUUGGCUACUUUACCUUUCCAGGGCACAGACGUGUUUCUGGGUUUUUGGCCAUUCGGGAACGCUCUGUGCAAGACAGUGGUGUCUAUUGACUACUACAACAUGUUCACCAGCACCUUCACCCUGACAGUGAUGAGUAUGGACCGGUAUGUGGCUGUCUGCCACCCUGUCAAAGCCCUGGACAUGAGGACUCCUCACAAGGCCAAGGUGGUGAAUAUCUGUGUGUGGGUGCUGGCUUCAGCAUUUGGUGUCCCAGCCAUGGUCUUGGGAAAUGUGGAAGUGAGCCAAGAGCAUAACAGUAUUGAGUGCAUUGUGGCUUUACCUGAACCAAAGAGUCACUGGGAUUCAGUCUUUGGCACCUGUGUCUUCCUCUUCUCUUUCCUCAUCCCUGUGGCUAUCAUCAGUGUCUGCUACAGCCUGAUGGUCAAGCGCCUACGCAAUGUUCGCAUCCUGUCUGGUUCUAAAGAAAAGGACCGGAACCUGCGGCGCAUCACCCGGAUGGUCCUGGUGGUCGUGGCAGCAUUCGUUGUCUGUUGGACACCCAUCCAGAUCAUGGUAAUGGCUCAGUCACUGGGCUUCAACUUGAGUAGCUUGUCCACAGUUGUCCUGAUGCACUUCUGUAUUGCACUGGGCUAUGUCAACAGCAGCUUGAAUCCUGUCCUCUAUGCUUUCCUGGAUGAGAACUUCAAGCGCUGCUUCCGUGAGUUCUGCCAACCAUCUCCAUUCCGCCUUGACACCCAGCAAUCAGGCAGAAUGAGGAGUAUUGCCAGAGAGGUUGCGGCAGCCUACAGCUGCAAGGCUGGAGAUGGCGGGGGGCCUGGGGGAGGGACACCUAAUCCAGCAUGACUAGGCAUGGAACUCCCCUUGGUGGGGUUAGACCCCCCACAGAUGGGAGAGACACAGGGAAGAGGGAACUCCAACACAGAACUAACUCAGAUUACAGCUCUCUAGCGGCACGAGCCCUCCCGCCCCCCCGCCAGAAGACUGGCAUGGGGCGGGGGGGAGGGGGAUGAGCAGGAUGGUGUUGAAAGGAAAAGAAUUUAGGAAUAAGUGUGGGAAGCAUAGCACCCAGAGUCAUUGGUGGAGGGAAAUUGAAUACAUUGAAAAUUUGGGUGGGAGGGGUGGUGGACAUCUGGGUAGGAGAUGGUUCCAGAUGUGGAAGUAGCUCAACAACCCACUGUGGAUUCUCGAUUUCAGAAUGACUAUGGUCCUAAUUCCACUGAGGCAGCAAGAUGUUUUGAAAACUUCAAGACUUGCUUAAGGAGCCUACUGUCUUGAGGUUGGCAUAAAUAUAAAAGAGGUCAAAGCAUUUUUUGACAUUUAUUGCAGCUCCAAAACAACUGCCUCACAAACAGACACUGGAUCUGCUAACUGAGGCUGACACCCAGCUGUUGCAUGUGUAGAAGAAUAUCUGACUCUGUACUUGAGUAUGAGGGUUGAUUUGGAGCUAGACAACUGCGAGAGCAUAUAAACAGCAGGGAAUUAAUCAUCAGAGCUGCAGAUAAGAAAUCUCCAAAUCCAACCUGCUCUGCUUUGGGAUUUGAGCGAAUAAAAACAACAUACCAGCAGAAAGCACGUUAUCAUGGCUAGACUGGCUAAGGAAGAGUUAAGAUUUCUGGAAGUGUGAAGUGGAUGAUAACCACUUACUCUACAGUUUAUUGUAUGAUUACCAAUCAAUGUUUCAGUCAAAAGACUCUUUUCUGGGAAGCAGUGGAUUCUGGUCUCAGUAUGGGCUCUAUACAAUGGUAAAAUGCUGCUGAGCUUGUAUCAAGACAUAAAUGGGCACACAGAGUGUAAUAUUAUAUUUGUGACUGUAGACAGGAAAUUACCUACUCUUGAACAAUAUCUGACCCAGAAUGGAUGAUCACCUUUAUUUGGCCAAGUAUAUUACACACAAGGAAUUUGUUUCCAGUACAGAACCGAGGCAGCCA